AUGGAUAGUGGUGUCCAAUCUCCGCUUAUUAGGUCUGGUAAUGAAAAUGGAGUGUGUGAUAUGGGCAGCGGGGUUAGAGGAUGUGGAGAUUUUACUCCUUCCCCUUGCAUUAAUGAUGAAAGUAUUGAUUUGAGAUCACCUAUAGGGAGUUUUGAGACAUCAAAAACAGUGGUGGGAAGUAACCAGAAUAGUAUUGUCAUAGUGGAAGAACCUAAAGUAGGGAUGGUCUUUACAUCAUGGCAAGAUGUUGAAGCAUUUUACAAAGAAUAUGGGGAGCAAAAAGGUUUUGGUGUGAGUAGGGUUCAGGGUGUGUUAUCGAAAGGCGAGAGGAGGCAUAGAAUAUUUACAACAUGGCGGUGUGAGUGUUAUGGUAAGCCUGAUAUGAGGGCGCAAAGGGAGGCCAAAAAGAGGGCAAAGGCUAUGGGUGUAUGUGGUUCAGGUGGAGUUGUUGGUGGAGUGGAGUUUGAGGAUGAGCUUAGUUGCAGUAAAAGGAGGUCUAAGAAGUGUGACUGUAAAGCAAAGGUUUAUGCUAGCUUGAAUCGGCAGGGGCAAUGGGAAAUUAAGGGCGUUGAGUUGGAACAUACAAAUCACACACCUAAACCUAGUGAUGCAAAGCUUGUGAAAGAAUAUCGAAUGAAAAACUUUAAUUCCAGGGCUAGAAAGAGGUUAGAGAAUUAUUUUAACUUGGGUGUACCUGUGUCUCAAAUUCAUGGGUGUUUUAGAACGGAGAUGGGAGGCUCGGACCCUUUGUCUUACACUGUCAAAGACCUUCAACAUGAGGUAUACAGAAUCAGGAGAUUAAAGAUGGAGGGGGGUGAUUCUGCAGCAAUGAUGACAUAUUUUCAGGAGAUGCAAGCUGCUAAUCACGACUUUUUUCACUCUCAACGGUUGGAUGCGGAGGGAAGGCUGAAAGACGUGUUGUGGGUGGAUGCUCGUAGCAGGGCUUCAUAUGAGGAGUUUGGAGAUGUCUUAUGUUUUGAUGCAACCUAUCUGACAAAUCCAUACGACCUUCCAUUUGUUAAUUUUGUGGGGGUAAAUCACCACGGGCAGUCGAUAUUGCUAGGAUCUGCUCUUGUAUCCCAUGAAGAUUGUGACACGUACCGGUGGGUGUUUCAACAAUGGUUACAUUGUAUGAACAAUACCCCGCCCAAAGCUAUACUCACUGAUCAGGCUGCUUCCAUGAGGAAGCCACUGGAAGAGGUGAUGCCAACUUCCCGACAUCGGUGGUGCAUAUGGCACAUAAUGCGAAAGAUUUCAGAAAAACUGGGCAAAUGUGAAAGGUACCAAUACCUGAAAGUUGAGAUGAAGAAAGUUGUAUAUGAGAGUUUUACAGUAAUGGAGUUUGAGAACAAAUGGAAUGCAUUCAUUGUUGAGUACAAGUUGCAAAACAAUGAUUGGCUAUGCGAUUUGUAUUUGGAACGUCAUAUGUGGGUACCUGCUUUCAUGAUAAACUACUUUUGGGCGGGUAUGAAGACAACACAGAGGGUGGAAAGUAUAAACAGUUUCUUUGAUGGCUUCCUUACGCGCAACACAAAGCUGUGUGAAUUUCCACAAAAGUAUGCAGCAGCCAUGGAUAAACGAGUUGGAGAUGAGACGGAUGCUGAUGCAAAAUGCUCGAAGUACAUUCGAAGACUCGUAAGUGGUUUCACUGUGGAAGAUGUGUUUCAGAAGAUAUAUACUGACACCAAGUUCCAAAAGGUGCAAAAUUAA
Molecule: messenger RNA, 1710 nt
Organism: Chenopodium quinoa (quinoa)
Lineage: Eukaryota; Viridiplantae; Streptophyta; Magnoliopsida; Caryophyllales; Amaranthaceae
Product: protein FAR-RED IMPAIRED RESPONSE 1-like
Exons: 3
Coding region: 1-1710 (569 amino acids)
Biological process (GO): regulation of DNA-templated transcription
Source: RefSeq, a predicted model, not a curated record